Phytomonas sp. Hart1 is the source of this 3438-nucleotide messenger RNA. The record is from the annotation of a GenBank genome assembly. Lineage: Eukaryota; Euglenozoa; Kinetoplastea; Trypanosomatida; Trypanosomatidae.
AUGGCUUCCGUGUCGGACCUCAAUCUUCUCGCGGAACAACUCUACACGAGUCCAGACCCGGGGCUGCGUCAGAGUGCCUAUGAGCAGCUGAACUCGUUUACCCUCGAAGGCAGCGAACCGGGAGCGUUUUACACCAUUCUUCAUCAAUCCAAUAGCCAAUAUAGCCUACUUUUUGCUGCCCAGGGUCUUGUGACGUGGUUUAAACAUAAUUUAAAAUACAUCUCGUCCGAGGUUCGUCGGAGACUGCUUCGGGGGGAGGUCGGGGAAUGUUUACUUCGCCUGGCCGAAGGGGGUGCCCCGCAGCACGUCCUGACGAGUAUGUUAGUGACCUACGCUAAACUCACCAAACUGGCCUUUUUAAAAGAGCCCUACCUCCUCGAGGCUGUGGAAUUUCCCAUCGAGAUGCUUCAAGCUUCGAACGGUUUGAGAGAAAACGUGCCCGGAAAUAAUGAAGAUGCCGAUCAUAAACCUCGGGUGCUCGGGCUGAUGUUGUUGGAUGCGCUGGUCGUUGAAUUUUCCAAUUUUGACUCCGCCAAGUCGAAGACUUUCAUGAACUUUUCCGAACACAGACGAUGUAGUAAUAACUUUCGCGAUGAGUGUCUUCGCACGCUUUUUGAGGCCGCACUUCGCGAUCUGGAGAAGAUCGACGCGAGUUUUCUCCACGAGGUUGAGUGCAGUAACGGUAAAUCCAGCACGCUCUUUCUCGCCGAAAAUACGGUGGCGCUAGUAAAGAAUUGCAUGUGUUUUGACUUUAUGGCGAUUAUCAUCGACGAAACCGAGGAAGUUCUCUCCGCCCAGGUCCCCUCAUCAUGGCGGGACCUUGUCCUCGCGGAGUCUACGCAGGAAUUGUUGUGGAGGCAGCAUGCCGCACUGCCCUAUCCCCUUUGCGCGACCCUUUUUAACGGACUUUCGGCGCUUUGCGGGAUUCGACGAACAUUCUUCGACGAAACGCCGCAGCGCGUGCGGUUUCUCGAUCUCGUUUUAGAACAAAUGGCUGCGAUCGGCCAACUGCCGGAUGGAAGGCUGCGGAUUCCCCACUUUGCGAAUCUUUACGGCGAGGCGUGUUUGCGCCUUAUUAUGCCCUUUGGCUAUCGCGAUCUGCACAGCAGCGCGUGGUUUUCGCAAUGGUUGGAGGUCGUUCGGCAGGUUUCUGUCGAUGUUUUCCGCGUUCCUUUCGGCGCAGAGGGUUCGUUUACGACGGCCUCGACGUUUUUGAGUUUUUGGGCCCGUCUGACGACCUCUCAGCGGAUGUAUUUGUCUGUCGAGGAGGAGACCACGCGAAAGGAGGUCGAGCCCAUCGCACCGGCCUUGGCGUUGACCUUUUUUCAAACCCACGUUCACGCCCUCGGAGAAGGGGAGGGGGAUUGUAGUGGAGAGCCCGCAUUGGAUUCCACGGUGGAUCCAGAUGACGAGCUCGAAACGGUGUUAAAUCAGGCGGAAUCUUUCGCGACUUUCGCCCUUUUUGAAAUCACAGAAACAAUGGAGCGGUUGGUGGAAUAUACCACGCAGCACCUCGGCCCGCGCGUGCUCGAGAGCCCCGUGGCGAUGGGAUGGCUUUUUUUCCUCGCUGGGUGCCUCGCUCGGCAGGUUUUGGCGAAUUUAGACGGCUCCACCGCAAUCCCGGCGUGCAUGCGGUUCUUUAUGUAUUGCGUGGACUGCGUGAAUUAUCGCCCUUCGAUCGCCUCCGAGGCUCGUGGGGAGAACUCGCCGGCGUGUCUUUUUGAGAACUUUGUUGAACGUGGUAUGCUCCAUUUUAUCACCAGCUUUAGUGCUGUUUUUUCCAGCCAACACGUACACUAUGAGUUAAGAUCUGUCAUCGAGGGCGUUUUUCAGUCUCGAGAACGCUUUGUCCAAUUUAUUUUGAAUAAUAGUGGUUGUAACAUUUUACGGGAUGGAUCAAGCGACGAGGGAACGGUUGAUAUCAUGCGGAAGUCGAUUGAUCUCAUCGGCGAAGUCAUCCGAGACCUCCCCAGGUCGAUGUUAGAUACAAUUUCGUUAGAUUUACCCCCUGUUGUGGACUUACCUUUAGCGCAGUCGAUGCAAACGUACAAACUGCGUACGAACCUCUACGCGGUGCUCUGCCAGCUGACGCUCAAAAAGUCCUCCGAGCAUGAGAAUUUCCAAGUAUUUUUCAGCUCCAUUACAGAUUGCAUCCAGAACACCCUGAGCGGGAGUCCAGUCGGAAUGGAUCCAUUGUUUAUUGCAGGCUGGAUGCGAAAUUUGCGUGGAGUUGUGUUCGCGUUAGGCUCUGGCGCUGAAUCCGAAGUCAUUGUCGACUUUGCACAGUGGUUUUGUGAGGAGGCGGGAUCCUUUGGGGAGAUUCUCACCGGCCCUUCCGGUGAGUCCUCGAUCGUUGUGAAGUCUUUUCUGCGGCUGAUGAUUGAGGUUGUGAGUAAUCGCGGGAUCCUCAGCGCCCUCCCCCGCGGCUGCGCCCACAGCGCCCUUGGGCUCUGCCUGUUCAAGCAUCUUUGUCAGUUUAUCCAAAUCAUCGUGGAGCGCGCCAUUACGGAUGAGCGUGUCCAGGCCGUGACCUCUUCCCACACUGUCUACCCUUCCGAUAAGACCUACGACCUCAUGCUGAAGCCCCUCGCCUUGUCGAUGCUCUGUCUUCGCCGUUGUCUGGGUGGGGGCUUUGUCCCCCUGGGGGCGAUGUGGUAUUACCAGGACGACACCUAUGACACGACCCUUCUUGGGCUCCUUCGCAUGUUGAUCGUCUUUCCCCCAUGUCUCUUCAAGGACUACGCGAAGGCCGCGCAUGCCGUGGUGGAGCUGCUCGGGGCCUUAACGGAAGGGGAGGGCUAUGCCCCGCUGGGACGGCUCGCCACGGAGGAGCUCCACGCCAUCUUCGACCUUACCCUUAGCCUCUGUGAGGAGGUCCACACCCCGACGGGGACGUUGCUCCACGGGAUCGGCUUCCUGGGGUUUAUGUCGGGGUUCGUGCGGGAGGUCAAGGCCCUGUCACAGCCCCUCGGGCCUGCCGAAGGAGGAGGAGGAGGGGGGACCUCUGGUUACAACAGCCACUCCAACACCCCCCCCCCGACGCCAAUACCGCCCCCUGUGUAUUACGGAGGGGGGCCGCAAGGUCAGGGGGGGCAGAACACCCUAAGCAUUCUACGAACCGCGCGGGCCGCCCGAGAGGCGAUGGCGCGUUUGAUUGCGCCGAUGGGAGAUAUUUGGCAGCGACUUUUGGCCGCCGCGAUGGGGAUUAUCGUCUGCCAGGAUCGUGCGUUGAGCGGGUGCUGCUCGGUGAUUUACCCGAUUCUCGAAACUCACCCACCUUUUUGGUAUGAGUUCGUCGAGAACUUCGUGGAGGGGUACCCAACGCAUAAACAUCAGGCGAUCCGAGAGGCGGUAUCUCUUCUCACCAACGCCUCAGAGUCGUAUGUGAAAUUUUUUUCCGAAGUUGUCACCUUUCGCCAAAGGAUGCGGGCUCUCUAA